AUGUCGAACUUAUUGAAUUUAGCAGUAUGUAAAGUCCAACUAUUGACUUUGAGUUGUACUAAUAAUAUUUAGAAUUUUUCAAAUGUAUCUGAACGUUUUAAUAUGGAACGUAUCAAGUCAGAUUUUGGUUCUAUUCAGUCAACUAUAUCAAAACUAAAACCACCUCAAGAAUUUUUUGAUUUUAGAAGAGUUUCAAAACCAGGUAAUUUUAAUGAAUUACAACAAAGAGUUAGUUUUAAUUUAGGUUAUUUUUCAGCAAAUUAUUUAACUAUAGUUGGUAUAUUAUCAGUUUAUGCGUUAGUUACAAACUUUUUAUUAUUAUUUGUUACAUUAUUUGUUCUUGGUGGUAUUUAUGGUAUAAAUAAAUUACAAGGUGAAGAUUUAGUAUUACCUCUUGGUAGAUUUAAUACAUCACAAUUAUAUACAGGGUUAUUAAUUGUUGCAGUACCUUUAGGAUUUUUAGCCAGUCCAAUUUCAACUAUGAUGUGGUUAAUCGGGUCAAGUAUUUUCAGUGUUGGUAUACAUGCUUCAUUUAUGGAAAAACCAAUUGAAACAGUAUUUGAAGAAGAAGUUUAA
This is a messenger RNA of Insectozyma verbasci, 576 nucleotides long. Lineage: Eukaryota; Fungi; Ascomycota; Pichiomycetes; Serinales; Debaryomycetaceae. The record is from the annotation of a GenBank genome assembly.